This is a messenger RNA of Spinacia oleracea (spinach), 1420 nucleotides long. Its product is annotated as 26S proteasome non-ATPase regulatory subunit 6 homolog. The transcript has 8 exons. Lineage: Eukaryota; Viridiplantae; Streptophyta; Magnoliopsida; Caryophyllales; Amaranthaceae. The coding region runs from base 130 to 1290 and encodes 386 amino acids. Gene Ontology annotation, biological process: proteasome-mediated ubiquitin-dependent protein catabolic process. The record is from RefSeq and is a predicted model, not a curated record.
GAGUCUGAGUCCGAGUCCAGAAAGUCCGUUCUUGUUUAUUUGCGCUUUCUCCUUCUCCAAGCAACGAACACCAGAAACUCAGGAGAGAGAAAGAGAAAGCAAAGCAGCGAAAGUAGAAGCGCGGUAGCCAUGGAAGCUCAAGAAGGUUCACAGAACGAGCAUCUCAAGCUCGCUAACAAAAUCUUUCACCUAACUCAUCCAGAUGUUGAGGACAUCGAGAAAGUUAGUCUGAAGGAAGAGGUUUUAUCUGCAAUCAAAUCUAACUUUAUGGUAUCACUGUAUGAAACCCUAGCUGGUAAUGGGGUUUUAGAGUUGGAUCAGGCGCUGCUUGAUUCGAUGAGGCAAAGCAUUGAGGAUGAGCUAAAGAAGCUUGAUGAGAAGAUAGCUGACGCUGAAGAGAAUUUGGGCGAAAGUGAAGUUCGAGAAGCUCAUUUGGCCAAAUCUCUAUUUUACAUAAGAAUUGGGGAUAAGGAUAAAGCAUUGGAACAGCUCAAGGUAACUGAGACCAAAACUGUUGCAGUUGGGCAGAAAAUGGAUCUGGUGUUCUUUACUCUUCAAGUUGGAUUGUUUGACAUGGACUUUGACCUGAUUUCCAGAAGCAUAGAUAAAGCCAAAAAUUUGUUCGAGGAGGGAGGUGAUUGGGAAAGAAAGAAUCGAUUGAAGGUGUAUGAGGGGUUGUAUUGCAUGUCUACCCGAGAUUUCAAGAAAGCAGCUAGUUUGUUUUUGGACUCCAUCUCAACUUUCACAACAUACGAGCUGUUUCCUUAUGACACCUUUAUAUUCUACACUGUCCUUACCAGUAUCAUUUCCCUUGAUAGAGUUUCCUUGAAACAAAAGGUUGUGGAUGCUCCUGAGAUAUUGACUGUGAUCGGAAAGAUCCCUUAUUUAUCUGAGUUCCUGAAUUCACUUUAUGAUUGCCAAUACAAGUCAUUUUUCUCAGCAUUUGCUGGUCUGACCGAACAGAUAAAGUUUGACCGCUAUUUGCAUCGACACUUCCGCUAUUACAUGAGGGAGGUCAGGACUGUUGUCUACUCUCAGUUUCUGGAGUCGUACAAAAGUGUUACAAUUGAGGCAAUGGCCAAGGCUUUUGGUGUAACCGUGGAGUUUAUUGACCUGGAGUUGUCUCGUUUUAUUGCUGCAGGAAAACUGCACUGCAAAAUCGACAAGGUGGUCGGCGUGUUGGAGACCAACCGGCCAGAUGCCAAAAAUGCUCUGUAUCAGGCAACCAUAAAGCAAGGGGAUUUCUUGCUCAAUAGAAUCCAGAAGCUUUCUCGUGUUAUUGAUUUGUAAACUUUUAGCUACUUGUAUUCAACUUGUAUUUCGGGAUUUAAGUGUUAAUGUUUCUGCAUUAUUUUUGGAGAAAAUUAGCCAUUGCUAAUUAAUUUUUCAAUUUUAUUUAAGUUCGUCCUUUCCUUGUCAA